Molecule: messenger RNA, 379 nt
Organism: Closterium sp. Yama58-4
Lineage: Eukaryota; Viridiplantae; Streptophyta; Zygnematophyceae; Desmidiales; Closteriaceae
Source: the annotation of a GenBank genome assembly
AUGGCUGUGGAUGCGUAUUGGCGCUCAGUAGUCCGUCACCAAUGGCUGCCGAUAGCUAUUGGCGGGUUCGUCGUGCUGCUGCUCGUGUGCGCACCGCUGCUGCUCGAGCCGACUCGCCAGCUCCCCAUCAUGCAAGUACCGCCCGAUCCCGCCGCUGCCUCCGCCACACCGCUCAACCACUCCCCAGAACCAGGAGCUAUGGCGCUUGCGUCAGGGCCGGAAUCAGGAGCUCUCGCGGGUGACAUCGCCAUCCCGCAGGCAGGCAGCGGCGAGUCGGAUCUGAGCAGAGCGGACAAUCCCGAGGGGAUCCCGCGACUCGAGGGCAGGGAAUCAACGCGACUGCCAGUCGAUGCGUCUCAACACAUCUGCUGGACCUCAG